Molecule: messenger RNA, 1062 nt
Organism: Sclerotinia sclerotiorum 1980 UF-70
Lineage: Eukaryota; Fungi; Ascomycota; Leotiomycetes; Helotiales; Sclerotiniaceae
Exons: 5
Coding region: 1-1062 (353 amino acids)
Cellular component (GO): intracellular anatomical structure
Molecular function (GO): oxidoreductase activity, acting on NAD(P)H, oxygen as acceptor
Source: RefSeq, a predicted model, not a curated record
AUGUUUCGAACACAACUUCUUCGGAAUGCAGCUCGUGCUGCCAGAGCUUCAACAAAGGCAACUUUGCCUCGCACAUUACCAGCUUUAUCUUCGAGACCGAUCCACAACACAGCUUCCCUUCGUGAGAAGAUUGACGAUCCACUACACGAAGGUUCUUUUGCACGAACCGAUUCCUCAGUGCAUGUCGAGUAUCCAGAAGAGCAUGAAUUGCCAUCCAGUAAACCGGUACAAGGCAGAGGUGGGCUUCAUUUCAAGCGUACACUUGCAUCCUUCUCUCUAGAAGGUAGAGUUGGAGUCGUCACUGGAGGUGCCAGAGGUCUGGGACUUGUCAUGAGUCAAGCCAUGGUUAUUAGCGGUGCUGAUAUUGCGAUUGUCGACAUGAACAAGGAGGAAGCCGAAAAGCAGGCAGGAGAGCUUGUUGCUUCAUUCAAGAGAGAAAACCCAGGAGCAGAAAAUGUUCCUAAGGUUACCGCUCAUUAUGCAGAUGUAUCCUCCCAAGAAUCCGUCGAUGCUGCCAUUGCCGAAAUUAUCUCUCAGCACGGAAAAAUUGAUAAUUUAGUGACAUCAGCUGGGUUUACAGAGAACUUUGAGGCCAUCAAUUAUCCAAUUGACCGAGUACGAAAACUGUGGGGUGUCAACGUGGAUGGAACAUACCUGUUUGCAAUUGCGGUUGCAAAACACUUGAUGGAGCGUAAGGCUCCGGGAAGUAUGGUGUUUAUUGGCAGUAUGUCCGGUGCCAUUGUCAAUGUUCCACAACCCCAAGCGCCGUAUAACGCGGCCAAGGCUGCUGUCCGACAUCUUGCCUCAUCCUUGGCUGUAGAAUGGGCUCACGCUGGCAUCCGAGUCAACUGCAUCUCCCCCGGAUACAUGCUGACCGCAUUAACUAAGAAGAUUUUGGAUGAAAACCCAGACUUGAAGAAACAAUGGACUUCCCUCAUUCCUCAAGGUAAGAUGGGUCAGCCAGAAGAUCUUAUGGGAGCCGUUACUUUCCUCUCGUCAGAUGCAUCUAAUUACGUUACUGGAGCCGACUUACGAGUAGAUGGAGGUUACACCCUCACUUAA